Messenger RNA from Entrophospora candida, 594 nucleotides. The record is from the annotation of a GenBank genome assembly. Lineage: Eukaryota; Fungi; Glomeromycota; Glomeromycetes; Entrophosporales; Entrophosporaceae.
AUGACAAAUAGCAUCAAUGACAUUAAUCUUGAAAACAACUCCUUUCCUCCUGAUGAGAAUGAAGAUAGCUCUUUUCCUUCUAGCCAAAUCAACAAUAGUUCUUUCCCUUCAAAAUAUGGAUCUUCGCCUCUUGAUGAAAGUAGUGAUGAUUAUGACAAUGACAAUAAUGGAAAUCAGAUUACUAAAAGACCAAGAUCAGUAGCUGACAGCACAUUGCAUGAUUUUUAUGAUAAAAUUAAUUUACCAUUAGGCAAAAAAGAAAUUGAUCAGUUGUUAAAUCAGCUUAAUGGUGGACAUCAACCUUCUUCAUUUGAUGUUUCAUCUGCAAAUCUCUUAAAUAUUGAAGUCGACAGUAUUAAUUUAAAGAUUGGAAAAUUACAUGCAUUAAGCCUUGAUGUGUGGGGUAGCCCCAAUGGUCUGUCCAUUUGGAAUUUUGUCGUUACAACUUCUGAUAAAAAAGAGUAUUUGUAUAAGUUAGAAGAUUUGUCUUCCGAAAGACAUACAGCAGAAAUUAUCACAGAAAAAAUUGAAAAUGUGAUGAUCAAGAUUGGACCACAAAGAAUUGUUGCACUUUUAUCAGAUUCAGGCGCCAAU